UCAAAGCAGCUUCCUUGUUAAGAAUCGCUUGACAUUCCCUACUCUUUGAGAAUCAGUUUUUUCUUUUAGAAUAAAAUAAUAAAUAAAUAAUCUACUGUGAUGGAGCCCACCAUAGCGUACUACCAACUGCUCAGAGAUCACCGCAUCAGCGCCGCCUCUUAUUGGUUACAGUGUAAAGAAAUACACUUUUCUUUGUCGUUUCGUUUCCACGCAAUCGAAUUGAGUGACACGCGUUAUAUUUCUAUUGGAUAAAUGAAAAACAAAACGAGGAAGAGAAAGGCAUGGGGCAUGGUUGUUCGUCACAAGGGUGCAGGAAGUGAUGUAGUGAAGCGAAUUAAAAUAAAAUAUUAACUCGUGUUUGAUUUAAAUAAUUGAUUUGUUAUCAGUCUCUAAAUAAAUGAUUAUUAUUAAAAAUUGUACCUAUCUCUUAAGAGAAAAAAAUCGAGAUAAUUGCAAUGAUAAUUAAAUUAACAAAUGAAUUCCAACCUCGGCAGGUCAAGUUCGGUUAUGUUUGUAUUCUUGAACCUGCUUAUUUAUUCUUUAGCAACCAUUUAGUUGUUAAUUAGUUUUUAAAUAAUAAUAUUUAAAUUUAAAAUUAUAUAAAAAGGUAAAAAAUAAUAUUAAUUUUAAAAAAUAAAAAUAAUAUAAUGUCUGGUCUAGACGGUGGUGGACGUGGCAGUGGUCGGGGUGGUGGUGGACGUGGCCGGGGGUAUGGCCAUCCUCGCUGUCAACCUUCACAGUCUUCCUCUCGCGGCGGCGGCGGCGGCGGCGGUAGAGCAAGGGGCCGUGGAUCAUCUGGUUCUACUGUAACUUAUAACCCCCCUCCUCCUCAGAUGGCUCCGGCUCAGCCACCUCCUCAAAUGGCAGUAGCUCCGCUGGGGGUCCCUUUUUCUCAUCCUUCUUCAAGUUCUGGUGUAGGAUCACUUUCCAGAGAGGUAUCGGAGAAGCUUACAAUGGAGCCGGUGGCUGUGACUACGGCGCCUCCUCUUCCUCCGUCGUCGUCAAAGGCGAUUAUGUUCCCGCCAAGACCGGGGUUCGGCACGGUCGGUACAAAAUGUCUGGUUAGAGCCAACCAUUUUCUCGUAGAUGUUGCUGAUGCCGAUCUUCAUCACUACGAUGUUACUAUAACGCCUAAGGUAACCGGAAAAAAGGUUAACAGAGCCAUAAUGAAGCAACUUAUUGAUGUAUACAAAGAGUCGCAUCUUGGACGUCGGUGUCCAGUUUAUGAUGGCAGGAAGAGUUUGUACACUGCUGGUCCUCUUCCCUUCGAGUCAAAGGAGCUUGUUAUCAAGCUAACUGAGGAAGAUUGCAGUGAUGGUUCAUCUAGGCCUGCGUGGAAGGAGCGACAAUUUAAGGUUGCAAUCAAACUGGCCUCCAAGACAGACCUUCAUUAUCUGAGGGAGUUUUUGAGCAGAAGGCAUUUUGAAUGCCCUCAAGAAGCUAUUCAAGUUCUGAAUGUUGUUCUUAGAGCUAAACCAUCUCAGAUAUAUACUGAGGUGGGAAGGUCUUUUUUCCAUACAUCAUUAGGUCCUAGAGGAGAUCUUGGUAAUGGAAUAGAAUACUGGUCUGGAUAUUAUCAGAGUCUUCGACUCACUCAGAUGGGUUUAUCUCUUAAUAUUGAUGUGUCUGCUCGAUCAUUCUAUGAGCCAAUUUUAGUAUCAGAGUUUGUUGCGAAUCAUUGCAGACUAUCAAACCUGUCAAAGCCGCUGUCUGUUCAAGAUCAUAUUAAAGUGAAAAGGGCCUUGAGGGGAGUAAGAGUUAAGCUCAUCUACAUGAUUUAUGCCAAAACUUGCAAGAUUAUUGGAGUAUCUAGAGACCCUAUAAGUCAGUUGACAUUUACUCUCGAUGACAAGAGAGCAAAUGUCUCUGUGAUCAAGUAUUUCCGUGAGAAAUACAAUGUUGUGCUUAAAUAUCCAUCCUUGCCUGCACUUCAAAGUGGAAGUCAAGCUAGACCUGUCUACCUGCCAAUGGAGCUUUGUAGUAUCGUUGAGGGUCAGAGAUACACAAAAAAACUAAAUGAACAACAAGUUAGAUCUCUGCUAAGAGCAACUUGUCAACGUCCGAACAUUAGGGAGGGGAAGAUGGUCCAGGUCAAUAAUUUUGAGGUGGAGGAGCCUAUUACUAAAGAAUUUGGAAUGCAUGUUCGCAAAGAACUUGCGUUGAUUGAUGCACAAGUUCUAAAUCCUCCAGCGCUAAAGUAUCACGACACUGGACGUGACAAAAUUGUUAAUCCUAGUUGUGGGCAAUGGAACAUGAUCAACAAGAAAAUGGUCAAUGGGGGUAAAGUCGAUUUCUGGACUUGUGUGGACUUCUCCUCUGGAUAUUGGAAUAUGUCAGAAGACUUCUGUGAAGAGCUGGUGAAAAUGUGUAACAGCAAAGGAAUGGUGUUUUGCCGAACUCCUUCAAUUGCAAUGCGAUCAGCUCGUUCUGAUCGAAUUGAUCAGACUCUCGUGGAUGUAUACAAAGAGUCUGCUGGCUUGAAUAAGCCACUUCAGUUGUUGAUAAUUAUCUUACCUGAUCAGACUGGCUCUUACGGAAAAAUAAAGCGAAUUUGUGAGACGGAGCUAGGUAUUGUUUCACAAUGUUGUAAGCCUGUGCAAGCUUCAAAGUUUAGCAACUAAUAUUUUGAAAAUGUUGCUCUCAAGAUCAAUGCUAAGGUUGGGGGGCGAAAUACUGUGCUGAAUGAUGCUAUUUUAAGGAGAAUUCCGCUUGUGACUGAUGUCCCUACAAUCAUUUUUGGGGCAGAUGUCACUCAUCCGCCGCCUGGCGAAGACUCUAGUUCUUCUAUAGCUGCAAUCGUUGCAUCAAUGGAUUGGCCUGAGGUAACCAAGUAUCGUGGAAUUGUCUCUGCACAGACUCACCGGGUGGAAAUAAUCCAGGAUCUUUAUAAACAAACUAAGGAUCCACAAAAGGGUUUAGUUGAGGGUGGAAUGGUUAGGGAGUUGCUUCUUGCUUUCUUCAAGUCGACAAGACAAAAGCCUUCUAGAAUUAUCUUGUACAGAGCUGGUGUUAGUGAAGGACAAUUCAGCCAAGUUUUGCUUUAUGAAAUGGAUGCAAUUCGGAGGGCUUGUUCCUCACUACAGGAAGGAUAUAUGCCUCGGGUUACAUUUGUUGUGGUUCAAAAGAGGCAUCAUACUCGCUUAUUCCCUACUGAUCGCAACAAAACUGAUAGGAGUGGCAAUAUAUUACCAGGUACUGUUGUGGAUACUAGCAUCUGUCAUCCAACUGAGUUUGAUUUUUAUCUCAAUAGUCAUGCUGGAAUCCAGGGGACAAGCAAGCCCACACAUUACCACGUUUUGUUUGAUGAAAAUGGCUUCACUGCUGACAUCUUGCAAGUGCUCACAAACAGUUUAUGUUACACGUAUGCGAGGUAUACCAAGUCUGUUUCCAUAGUGCCUCCGGCAUACUAUGCUCACCUCGCUGCUCGUAGGGCACGCUAUUAUAUUGGGGAUGAGAUGUCAGAUGGAGACAAGGUUAGGCCGCUCCCCAGCAUAAGGGAUAAUGUGAAGGAAGUGAUGUUCUACAUCUGAUAAAUUAUGUUUGGUUGAUGGUGGAAAGUUAGUUGCAGUUUGUGGAUGUUGGUUGGUACAGUUGUUUUGUUAGCAAAUAGCUUUUUGUUGGAGGGUACAGCAGAUCUUUUUACCAGAGACUGUAAAACAAUUAUCCCAAUCAUAUACAAAAUAAAUUUACCUUUUCAAACUGAAA
Gossypium arboreum is the source of this 3705-nucleotide messenger RNA. Its product is annotated as protein argonaute 5-like. Gene Ontology annotation, cellular component: cytoplasm. The record is from RefSeq and is a predicted model, not a curated record. Gene Ontology annotation, molecular function: RNA binding; protein binding. Gene Ontology annotation, biological process: regulatory ncRNA-mediated post-transcriptional gene silencing. NCBI's taxonomy places the organism in Eukaryota, Viridiplantae, Streptophyta, Magnoliopsida, Malvales, Malvaceae. The transcript has 22 exons.